Molecule: messenger RNA, 849 nt
Organism: Trichoderma harzianum CBS 226.95
Lineage: Eukaryota; Fungi; Ascomycota; Sordariomycetes; Hypocreales; Hypocreaceae
Exons: 1
Coding region: 261-686 (141 amino acids)
Source: RefSeq, a predicted model, not a curated record
GUCGACUCCCGGCUGACAACAUUGAACUGUCUAGUGUUUGCACUGCACUAACCCAAAUUAAAUGGAAUCAGCAAUGCAUCUACAAAGAAAUUAACAAUGCUUCGGGUAAUGAAGAUGACAAUGAAAUCCUACAGACCAGAGAACAGACACCCUGGAGUGCUGGGCAGAAUAAUCCCUGCAAUCUAGUACAGUGCGCAAUGUUUGUCACUGUUGGUUUCAUCAGGAUCAACUUCAGCUGAAGUUGUUAGCAUUGGACUUGCAUGUACCGAAUCAUCCAUUUACCUUGGUCAAUCCUCGUCAGCACCAUUGCGUCACAGCGUGAUGAAGCUCAAAGUUAUCAACUGGCUUCGAGAAAAGCUCCGGAAACGACGCAGGCUUCACCGCGAAGAAGACGAACCAGGAGACACCAAGUUGAAGAUGAUGCUACCGACCUGCCUCGCCUCCCUCCUACUCGGCCAAAUAUCUUGACCCCAUCGCCAUCCACUGAAGCUUUAGCCUUGUCCAGCUCUCCUCUAUGGGGGAAGCUUCCCAGAGAGCUGCGAUACGAUAUACUUCUCAGAGCCUUUGGAGGCGGCUUGUUACACAUGGACUUGUCAUUUGUGCACCCUGUUGCUCCUAUAGAACCCGGACGCAUCCUAUUUUCCCAUACCGGCAUCAAUACCGAUGACCAACUCGAGGUAAACUAGGAUACCACAGUGCCCAAGUCCUGGCAAUGGUGGAGCUCAGUGUGCCAUCGUGUCAUGCCCAACUAUGAAAAGACAAGGAGUUUUAUACGUAUGUCUCACCCUGAAAUCCCCAGACCCGGGGAUGACCGUUGCCGUUAUGGGGACGCGCAUUUCUGUGAAAGUU